GAAUACCAAACCCAUCUCCCUCUCCCUCUUCCUCCUCUUUGUCCAAAGCCUCGUAUUUCCACUCUCUCUCGUCUCUCACCUUCUUUCUCUAUUUGCUUGUUUCCACGAGAACAGAGAAACGGAGAGAGGAAGCCAUAGCUAUGGAAUCGUUGCCUCUGAGGAGUUCGAUGGGCAGGAGCCCGCUCUUGGAUUCCAGGGGGCCCGCGCGGCCGGAGAUCCGGCCGCGGAGGGUGGGCCUGCGUGUGGUCUCGGCGGCGGCGGCGGCCGGCGAGGGAGGGGCUCCGGAGCCGGACCUCAGGGUCCGGGUGAACGGACUGGAGAUGCCCAACCCUUUCGUGAUCGCGUCGGGGCCGCCGGGGACCAACUACACCGUCAUGAAGCGGGCCUUCGACGAGGGAUGGGGUGCCGUCAUCUCCAAAACCGUAUCUUUGGAUGCUGCUAAAGUUGUAAAUGUAACUCCUCGUUAUGCUCGGCUCCGAGCAGGAUCAAAUGGUUCAGUCAAGGGAUCGAUUAUUGGGUGGGAGAACAUUGAACUUAUUAGUGACAGGCCUCUUGAAACUAUGCUAAAUGAGUUUAAGCAACUUAAAGAAGAGUAUCCAGAGAGGAUACUCAUUGCUUCAAUUAUGGAGGAAUACAAUAAAGGUGCUUGGCAGGAGCUUAUUGAGCGAGUUGAGGCAACUGGAGUGGAUGCCCUCGAGAUCAACUUCUCAUGUCCCCAUGGCAUGCCGGAGCGAAAGAUGGGAGCUGCAGUGGGCCAAGAUUGUGCACUUUUAGAGGAGGUAUGUGGGUGGAUAAAUGAGAAAGCCACCGUACCUGUUUGGGCAAAGAUGACUCCAAACAUAACAGAUAUUACCCAGCCGGCUAGGGUGGCUCUGAAAUCAGGAUGUGAGGGAGUAUCUGCAAUAAACACAAUCAUGAGUGUGAUGGGCAUUGAUCUCAACACUUUACACCCGGAACCAUGUGUUGAGGGGUACUCUACACCAGGUGGAUAUUCUGCAAAGGCAGUUCAUCCUAUUGCACUUGCAAAAGUGAUGCAGAUUGCAAAAAUGAUGAAAGAAGAAUAUGAUAAAGACUAUUCACUUUCUGGAAUUGGAGGGGUCGAGACAGGUGGUGAUGCUGCAGAAUUUAUUCUACUUGGUGCAAAUACUGUUCAGGUAUGCACAGGAGUAAUGAUGCAUGGUUAUGGCCUUGUGAAGAAACUAUGUACUGAUCUGAAGGAUUUCAUGAGAAAACACAACUUCACUUCAAUAGAAGAUUUUCGAGGGGUUUCCCUUCAGUACUUUACCACACAUACUGAUUUAGUGCAGCGGCAACAAGAGGCAAUCAGACAGAGAAAAGCUGUUAAAAAGGGUUUGCAGUCAGACAAAGAUUGGACAGGUGAUGGCUUUGUUAAAGAGACUGAAAGCAUGGUGUCCAACUGAUGUACAAUAGGAAGGAAUCAUCUCAUUGUUAUGGGCCGAAUCUCACUUCACAAUAUCACCCUACCGAUGGAAAUAAAAACUUGAUGAAGAAAAGGAUGGUUAACAUGCUUUAUCAUGUUGUAAAGAAAGGGUGAUCUGUAGGUUGCUUUUUCUUCUUUUUUCUGCUGCUUCGGCAUGAGCAGGUAUAAUCCAAGGAUUUUCUGUAACUGGAAUUAUUAUCUUCAUGUUCAGUGUUUAUGGUUGCUUGGAGACACUUGGAGCUUGGUGAUGAUUGGUAUCCUAGAGUGACCUUGGU
This is a messenger RNA of Elaeis guineensis (African oil palm), 1716 nucleotides long. RefSeq names its product dihydropyrimidine dehydrogenase (NADP(+)), chloroplastic. Lineage: Eukaryota; Viridiplantae; Streptophyta; Magnoliopsida; Arecales; Arecaceae. Gene Ontology annotation, biological process: uracil catabolic process; thymine catabolic process. Gene Ontology annotation, cellular component: cytoplasm. The record is from RefSeq and is a predicted model, not a curated record. Gene Ontology annotation, molecular function: uracil binding; NADP binding; dihydropyrimidine dehydrogenase (NADP+) activity.